CAAUUGCGAAUUCUAUUAAUUUUAAACAAAUAGAAUUAUAAUCAAAUUCUAUCAUGAAGAUUCUUGAUUUAAUUUCACUUCGUUUUUUAUCCCUAAUCGGACAUUUAAUACUAUUAAUUGAUCAUCUUUGGGAUCAUGAUGGUUCAAUUAGAAAUUGUCUUCGGUGGGAUAAUUCAAUAGCUUCUUACCAUGAAAAGGAUUUUGAAUUUAUAAUCGCAUUGUCUUUAUCCAUUUUUCUUACUCUAAUUGAGACAAUUAACUUUAUGAUUGGAAUAUCAAUGUUCUGUCCAAUGCAAUGUCUAUUCUCUUUAACAGCUCAUGGAUCAGGAGCAUUUAUCUUAUUUUAUUACAUGAUGAACGUUUGGGAUUGUGAUCUUUCUUGGUGGAUUCUUGGAUUGACAACAUUUUUACCUGCUUUAAGUGAGAUAAUCAUAGUAAUUAGAGUAACAAUUUACAAAGUAAUUUAGUUGAGA
Messenger RNA from Panonychus citri (citrus red mite), 473 nucleotides. Its product is annotated as transmembrane protein 107-like. NCBI's taxonomy places the organism in Eukaryota, Metazoa, Arthropoda, Arachnida, Trombidiformes, Tetranychidae. Gene Ontology annotation, cellular component: MKS complex. The record is from RefSeq and is a predicted model, not a curated record. Gene Ontology annotation, biological process: protein localization to ciliary transition zone; non-motile cilium assembly. The transcript has 4 exons. Bases 54 to 467 code for a protein of 137 amino acids.